AUGUCGAUUGCAGAGAAAAAGGCAUACUUCAAUAAACUAGUGGCUCUUGGUUUCAAAGAAAUAGAGGUUGCUUUUCCCUCUGCCUCUCAGAUUGAUUUUGACUUCACACGUUUUGCUAUUGAAACAGCUCCUGAUGAUGUCUCAAUUCAAGUUUUGUCACCUUGCAGACCUGAUUUGAUUAAGCGUACGGUAGAGUCGCUUCAUGGAGCCAAGCGUGCCACAGUGCAUCUUUAUUUGGCUACCUCAGAUUGUUUCCGUAAUGUUGUCUUUGGCUUGACCAAGCAACAAUCGUUGGAUCUUGCUGUUGAAUGUACUAAAUUGGUAAGAUCUUUAACCAAAGAUGACCCUGAACAAAAGGGGACCAUAUGGGAUUAUGAAUUUUCCCCAGAAACAUUCUCGGACUCGGAUCCAGAGUACGUUAUCGAAGUAUGUGAAGCUGUCAAGAAAGCAUGGGGACCCACCUCAGAGAAACCUAUAAUUUUCAAUCUUCCAGCAACAGUCGAAAUGGCAACCCCGAACGUCUACGCUGAUCAAAUUGAAUACUUUUCAACUCAUAUCUCCGAGCGUGAGACCGUAUGCAUUUCAUUACAUCCUCACAAUGAUCGUGGUUGCGCAGUUGCAGCAGCUGAAUUAGGACAAAUGGCUGGUGCUGAUAGGGUUGAAGGUUGUCUUUUUGGAAACGGUGAAAGAACCGGAAAUGUCGACUUGGUGACUUUGGCUCUCAACUUGUAUACUCAGGGUAUUUCACCAUUGUUAGACUUUUCUGACAUAAAUUCGGUUGUGGACAUCGUGGAAAGAAGCAAUAAGAUACCUGUGCAUGCCAGAGCUCCUUAUGGUGGCUCUUUAGUUGUUUGUGCAUUCUCUGGUUCGCAUCAAGAUGCUAUUAAGAAGGGAUUCAAAGUUCACAACGACAAAAGGCAAAAAGAGGGUGGAAAAGAUAUUCAUUGGCAAGUGCCUUAUUUGCCUUUGGACCCAGCAGAUAUUGGAAGAACGUAUGAAGCUAUCAUUCGGGUCAAUUCCCAAUCCGGAAAGGGUGGUUCCGCUUGGGUUAUUUUGCGGAACAUGGAGCUUGAUUUACCUAGAGGUUUACAAGUUGCCUUCUCCAAGGUUGUCCAGGAGCAAGCCGAACUCAAGGGACGUGAAUUGUCGAACCAAGAAUUGUGUGAAUUGUUCCAAAGAGAAUACUUUAUCGAAUACGAAGCUGGUAUCAAGAUCGAUCCUUAUUACAAGAUCAUCGAUUACGCGCUCUCUGGAAACAAAGGCGGAGAGAGAACUAUUACUGCAGACCUUGAAAUCGGGAACGAAAAGAAGACAAUUAAAGGCACUGGCAAUGGUCCUAUCUCCGCAUUCACGGACGCUAUCAGUAAGGAUUUAGGUAUUCAAGCCGAGGUCUUGCAUUAUCACGAGCAUUCGCUUGGUGACAAAUCCAAUUCUCAAGCCGCUACUUAUAUUGAAGUCACUCUUGCCGAUGGCUCAACAAGGUGGGGAGUUGGUAUUCACCAGGAUGUUGCCCAAGCCUCACUCUUAUCUCUCUCUUCGAUGUUGAAUGGUUUGAGAAAAUCUCAAUCAAAUUAA
Molecule: messenger RNA, 1575 nt
Organism: Meyerozyma guilliermondii ATCC 6260
Lineage: Eukaryota; Fungi; Ascomycota; Pichiomycetes; Serinales; Debaryomycetaceae
Gene: LEU42
Product: Leu42p
Exons: 1
Coding region: 1-1575 (524 amino acids)
Biological process (GO): L-leucine biosynthetic process
Cellular component (GO): mitochondrion
Molecular function (GO): 2-isopropylmalate synthase activity
Source: RefSeq, a predicted model, not a curated record